UUAAGUGUUUCGGUAGAGUAAUAUAUUAGGGAAACUUUUAACUUCCCAAUUUUAGGGUAUAUAAACUACAGAUUGUUUUAGGGAAGCUUAUUUUCAGACAGCGUGAAGUAAAACCAUGGCAGGAGUUUGGGUGGCUAUCUUCAAGUACGUCUUGUUCUUUUGUGCAGCUAGUUGUCAGCAAAUUUAUGUCGACGACAAAAAUUACUGCGACCGUAAUGAUCAGACGAUUGAAAUAUUGAACGAAAAGAUUGAGUACUUACGACAGGAGAACGCGAAACAGAUAGAUUCCUUAAAACAAGAAAUCGCGCGGAUUAAGAAAAAUGAAACUAACAUCCACGAAGAUUUGAAGAGUAGUAUACUGGAAACCAUCAAGUCAGAGUUAUAUAAAGAUUGUAAGAAACUCUAUAUCCAUGGCAAUACAGAAUCUGGUGUUUAUGAGAUAUAUCCAUUUGGUAUUGAAAGCAAGGUCAGCGUCUUCUGUGACAUGAUGACAGAAGGUGGGGGGUGGACAGCUAUCCAGAGACGUGUCAAUGGGUCAGUCAGUUUCGAUAGAACCUGGACAGACUACAAGACGGGAUUCGGGAAUCCUAACGCAUCCUACUGGAUUGGAAAUGACGUUAUCCAUCAACUUACCAAGAGAGGGAACUCCUCCCUCUACGUAUCUAUCACACUGACUAAUGGGACAAAACUCUAUGAAUUAUACAACCAGUUCUCUGUUGCUGACGAAACCAGCAAAUACAGACUUUUUCUUGGCGGACCAGCUACCGGGACCCUAGGAGACUCUAUGUUUGACACUGGUAUUCCUGAUCAGUUUGAUCUGUCUGGGAUGUCCUUCAGUACCCCGGACAGAGAUAACGACGGGUAUAGUGGAUAUAAAUCUACUGAUCUAUUUUAAUCAAGUGUCCAUGUAUCUUUUUCUUUUGUAA
Saccostrea cuccullata (small rock oyster) is the source of this 926-nucleotide messenger RNA. Its product is annotated as fibroleukin-like. The transcript is spliced from 5 exons. NCBI's taxonomy places the organism in Eukaryota, Metazoa, Mollusca, Bivalvia, Ostreida, Ostreidae. The record is from RefSeq and is a predicted model, not a curated record. The coding region runs from base 116 to 895 and encodes 259 amino acids.